CACUUGCCUCGGCACUUUCGACCUCGACACAUCGGCUCCAAGGUGUCUUAGGUACGAUCCGUCGUCAGAGUGUUGUUGAAAGAACUUCUUAAUCCGGAUUUAUGUCAGUUGCUUGUUUUAGUGAUUGUGAGAAUAUCUCUAUAGACAAGUGAUUUGAUAAUUUGUUGGUGUUUUGGUGUGAUUUUGACUAAACGAUUUUGUUUGUUCACACGUGAUCCAGUUACGUCUCUAGUUAGACGUUUACUCUAUUUGAUAAUAUUACGGCCGAAUCAUUGAGCUGGAUUAUCAACGAACCGCCGGCAAUUUUAUAAGAGCCGGCGGAAACAUGUGCGACGGUGCUACUUUUCCAGACUCACUUAGGAGUAUGCAAUGUUUGACUGGUGCAUCUCCAAAUUCUAAUGAGGUUGGACCAAUGGCGGUGGCCAUUCCAAAUACACUUGCGACGAAUAAGAAACCACAGACAGAACAUAUCAAGAGACCCAUGAAUGCCUUCAUGGUGUGGUCCAGAUUACAACGAAGAAAAAUUGCACAGGAGAAUCCCAAGAUGCACAAUAGUGAAAUCUCCAAAAGAUUAGGAGCUGAGUGGAAACUAUUGCCAGAAAGUGACAAACGCCCAUUCAUUGAUGAAGCCAAAAGAUUACGCACAGUCCACAUGAAAGAGCAUCCCGAGUAUAAAUACCGUCCUCGACGUAAACCAAAGACACUGAGGAAGGAAGGGUAUCCUUACAGCAUUCCCUAUGCUAGUGUGUCAAUGGAUGCUCUUCGAGCAGGGAUGGCUGGUGGAAUGGGUCAAGCAGGGAUGAGUACUUAUUACGGACCAGCAGCAGCAGCAGCUUAUGGACCUCUAACCAGCAUGGCCGCAGUGGCUGCCGCUGCCCAGCAGUCUGCCGCUAUGUCCGCUGGCCUCGGGGCACCUGGCCAGGUCGUGAGCUCAAUGGAUGCCAUGAAAUACUCAAUGGUGGAAGCAGACAAAUAUCGAGCAGCCUACAUGCCACCAAGCACCUUAACAAUGUCGAUGUAUUCGGAUCCAAAAUAUUUAGACACCAGUCCCAAGUAUCUGGAACGAAGCUAUUUAGAUUCUGCUAAAGCUUAUUUCGAGCAAUCCAAACUUUACAUGGAUAAACCAAACAUCAAUGACUACAACAGAACUGGUUAUGAAACCAACAAACUUUAUGAAGAUUCAAGUCCAAUUCAGGGUGCUAAUCGUUCACCAAGUUCGGAUUCACCAGAUAUGAUGAAGCAACACAGUGUUUCUGAAAGAACAGAACAGCACAGUUCAUCAAGUGCUAGUGCAACAUCAACUCCAACCUCAUCAGCAGCAAGUCCUGGUGCUUCUAUUCCUGCUUAUUACCCUGGAUCUGUCCAAGGUGGUGGUCUAUUAGCACCACAGGUCAGUCAAUAUGGCGGUUAUCCAACCACAGCGACUCCAGGAAACGAUUUCCGACGUCCUCUGACCGUUAUCUUCUGACCCGAUAGAGCAUAGCUUCAGUCUCUUGUAAGCAAAUAUCCAACUCUAUAAAUACAUAGGUGUUUAUCUGCCAAUUAUUGUUGUUAAAUAGUUUAUUUAAAGCUCCGUGUGUAUCGUGUUUGCUUUUCUUGUUAUAUACAAGAAACUAAAUAUUUACUGAGCUACAGGGUUUAGGUCAUACACUAGUGAGAACCCAAAGGUUGGAAACAUAUUUUUGGAGUUGCUAUUUAAAAAUGGCAAUUUGAUGUCAGGACCUGUUGUUUUGAUUACCUUUUUUAAUUGGCAUUAUUUAUAGUUUUAACGUUCAGAGACUUUGCUUGGACUUGAAGAUUUAUUUAAUGUUACUCGGAAUUAUUCAAUCAACUGUAAUAAACUAUAAGGAGAAGACGAUGAAGUUUAAGAAGCUUUUUUAUGUGAAAUUUAACGAUCGUUAAUUUUUGUUUGGAACUUUUUUCUCUAUUUUUUGUAAUUUAACGACAAAAUUAUGAUAACAAUAGAGAAAUGAUCAGAAGAAAUUUUGCUUAAUUUUAAAAUUUUAAUUGUAAUUUUAUGGCUAAACUUUAGCAAAUAGAGAUUUGAGAGUCAAUACCUUUCGUACGUAAAAUUGUAUUUUCUACAAGCUUUGUUCGAACUUUUUUUCUGUAUCUGUCACCAUUUUUGAAAGAGUCAUAAAUAAAUAACUUUUACAGCCUUAUUUUCAACUUUUAUUCAAGAAUUCAAAUUUUAAUGUUCUUGUCGAUAUUGCUAAAAAAAAUGAAACUGAUCAAAUUGUCAUUUUUUAAAUCUUCAAUCACAUCUACUAGGGUAUGAAAAAUCUUUUUAUAUCGAAUCAAAAAACAAAGAUAGCUCAUUGUGAUUUUUUUUUCAAAGGGAUUCUCUUACAAUACGAAGGGAAGUCGAUGUAAAUAUUUACCUGUAGACUAUUAAAUAACUAUAAAUAGACAUUUAGAAAUUAAUUAGCAUUAACGAAA
This is a messenger RNA of Chelonus insularis, 2439 nucleotides long. Its product is annotated as transcription factor Sox-2-like. The record is from RefSeq and is a predicted model, not a curated record. Gene Ontology annotation, molecular function: RNA polymerase II cis-regulatory region sequence-specific DNA binding; DNA-binding transcription factor activity, RNA polymerase II-specific. The coding region runs from base 326 to 1468 and encodes 380 amino acids. Gene Ontology annotation, biological process: regulation of DNA-templated transcription; anatomical structure morphogenesis; cell differentiation. Lineage: Eukaryota; Metazoa; Arthropoda; Insecta; Hymenoptera; Braconidae. The transcript is spliced from 5 exons.